Messenger RNA from Terrapene triunguis (Three-toed box turtle), 2081 nucleotides. RefSeq names its product A-kinase anchor protein 17A-like. The transcript is spliced from 4 exons. Gene Ontology annotation, biological process: regulation of RNA splicing. The coding region runs from base 15 to 2081 and encodes 688 amino acids. The record is from RefSeq and is a predicted model, not a curated record. Gene Ontology annotation, molecular function: protein kinase A binding; RNA binding. Lineage: Eukaryota; Metazoa; Chordata; Testudines; Emydidae. Gene Ontology annotation, cellular component: cytosol; nuclear speck.
UCUUUUUUUGUGCUAUGGCGGCUGCUACAAUAGUUCAUGAUGCAUCAGAAGCAGUAGAGCUCUGUGCUUCCUAUGGCUUGUACCUUAAACCCAUUACAAAAAUGUCUAUCAGCGUGGCACUUCCUCAGCUCAAGCAACCAGGAAAAUCCAUUUCCAACUGGGAAGUGAUGGAAAGACUAAAGGGAAUGGUGCAAACUCAUCAGUUUUCCACACUACGGAUUUCCAAAAGCACCAUGGAUUUCAUCCGUUUUGAAGGAGAAGUUGAAAACAAGAGUUUGGUUAAGUCCUUUCUAGCAUGCCUUGAUGGCAAAACAAUAAAACUUAGUGGUUUCUCUGACAUUUUAAAAGUUCGUGCUGCAGAAUAUAAAAUUGACUUUCCUACUAGACAUGACUGGGACUCCUUUUUUCGUGAUGCCAAAGAUAUGAACGAAAGUUUGCCGGGGGAGAGACCAGACACCAUUCACUUAGAGGGGUUACCUUGCAAAUGGUUUGCACUGAAGGACUCUGGCUCAGAAAAACCAAGUGAAGAAGUCCUUAUAAAAGUAUUUAAGAAAUUUGGGGAAAUACGUAAUGUGGACAUACCCAUGCUGGACCCAUAUAGAGAAGAAAUGACUGGUAGAAACUUUCACACCUUCAGUUUUGGAGGCCAUUUGAAUUUUGAAGCUUACGUUCAAUAUCAUGAGUAUGCAGGUUUCAUCAAGGCCAUGAAUGCCCUGCGAGGGAUGAAACUGAUGUACAAAGGUGAUGAUGGCAAAGCAGUGGCUUGCAAUGUAAAGGUUUCCUUUGACUCAACAAAACACCUGAGUGAUGCAUCAAUUAAGAAACGGCAGCUUGAACGACAAAAACUUCAAGAGCUUGAACAACAAAGAGAGGAACAAAAACGCAGAGAGAAAGAAGCAGAAGAGAAAAAAAAGGAGGAGGAAAGGAAACAGAAAGAACUUGAAGAACUUGAGAGAGAGAGAAAAAGAGAAGAGAAGUUACGCAAAAGAGAACAAAAACAGAAGGAUCGUGAAGUUCGUAGAAACAAAAAGAAACUUGAAAAAAUGCAAGCAGAAGAGCAGAAAAAACUGCAAGAGAAAAUAAGACUAGAAGAGAGGAAACUCCUGUUAGCGCAGAGAAAUCUUCAGUCCAUUAGACUAAUUGCAGAACUGCUUAGCAGAGCAAAGGCAGUAAAGCUUCUGGAGCAGGAACAUAAUGAAGAAAGAGUCCGUCUUCAGGAGUUGGAGGAGAGACGAAGGCUGCAAGAGGCUGAACUCAGACGUGUAGAGGAGGAAAAAGAGAGAGCACUUGGACUGCAAAGAAAAGAGAAGGAGCUAAGGGAGAAGCUAUUAAGCAAUCUCCUGAGCAAGAAAACAGAUGACACACAUCAGAGUAAGGAGGAAACUAAGGCAUCUCAGUCUGGCCUGUUGAAAACUAUUGUGGCUGGUCCACAGAUUGUGUCAUCCAGCUGUAUAACAUCUACCUCGGUACAGUCCAUUAUGGGUAAACCAAAUCAGGUCUAUCAGAGGGAAGUAAUAUCCAAUGAAAGUGUGAACUCUCAAUCCAAGUAUUUAAAUGGAAACCUUCACAAGGAAGCUAAUGUUAAGGAAAGCAAGACACUUAAUUUCAAUAGCACUGAAAGUUCUUCUGAUAAAAGGAGUUCAGGUGUGCUUUCUUGUAUUCCUGCCAAUAACCAGCAACACAAGAGUACGCCAAGCUGUGACCAGAAUGCGUGCAGGAAGGACUUAUCCUCUGAGCAAGGCAAGUGUAACAGAGAGCCAAGUAAGGGGAGGAGCCAUUCAUGUAGUGACACAAGUAUUGAUAAUAGCAAAGAUAAAAAGGAAAGGAGCAAACACAGAAGAGACUUGAGUAGUCAAGAUGAAAAGUAUAGGAAAGAAAGAAGACUCCAUAAAUACCCUAGCAAAAGUCGCAGCCCUCACCGAAGAAGCUUAAGCCCAGAUCGCACCCAGCAUAAGAGGGCCUUGAGUAGUGAGAGUAGACAAGAUAAGAAAGAGAGAAGUCAUGGUCACAAAAGCUUGGGCAAGAAACGAAAGCACCGAAAGAGAUCAUUAAAUAAGCAAAGAAGUCCUUGGAGUAGGUAA